GUGAUGCAUCGCUUUUCAGUUGUACAGUGACAAGAGAGCGACUCGUUUAGAGCAAAAUUUAUUGUUUUUAAUUUUGUUUUGGGAGUGUUUAAACAGAGACAAUGGAGAGCGACUGUACGGACUGACGCGUAGAAACUAAAUAUAAACAAAGUCACGUGAACAAUUUUCCAUGUGCGUGUUUUAGUGUGCCAUGUGGGAGUAAAUCUUCCCAGGAGGUACCAUGCUUGCCACGCAAAUGCCCGACACUCCUCUGGAGGCUAAAGAUGUCAAACAGAUCAAAGAGAAGUUGAAACUGUCACUCAAGGCUCUGCAGAAACGAUACGUAACCUCAGACGAUGUGGUCACCAGUGACGAUGGAGACGCUAACCUCCUCUGUUGUGCCCUGGAGGCCAUCUUCAUCCAUGGGAUCAAAAACAAGUACAUCCGCACUGAAGCUGGAGGCCGGAGCAGAAAGGCGGACCGGGGACCCCUCCCUCAGCCUUUUUUCUGGAGUCUGCUCAAAACUGUCACCCACCGGGAUAUCAUCACUGAGCUGGAGAAGAUCAGCUUCGUGGGGACAGACGUGGGCCGCUGCCGAGCCUGGCUGCGGCUGGCCCUCAACCACGGCCUUCUGGAGUGCUACCUUGCAUCGCUCUUUCGGGAAGACUCCACGCUGCAAGCCCAUUACCAGCCCUGUGCCUUGCUCCUGAACACUGAAGAGCGAGAAGUUCUGCUCAGCUACCUCCAGGGUCUAGCCUCGCUCACAUUUAACCUGUCUUACAAGUCGGCUGUCCUCAAUGAAUGGACCACCACGCCUCUGGCUCUUGCUGGACUCUGCCCCCUGUCCCAGGCGGAGACACUAGAUCUACCCCUCAAUGGUGACCAUGCCACUUCCAAGCCCACACGUAAGGAAUCCUGGGACACAGCGUCUCAGUCGUCGGGCUCGUCAGAUGCAUUAGAUACGCAGAGAGGAUGUCCAGUGUUCCCUACCAGAGGGUCAGGUGUCUUUCAAGGAGAAAGGACUGCGCUUCACUCAUCUAAUUUAAGCUUGGACACAACAGGGUCAUCUCAGCUCUCCUCCAGCUUGAGCUCUGAUAGCCUCCUGCAGGGGCAGGACCCCCGCAGCCCGACAGGAGAGCAGUGGUCGUCAGGUGACUUGGACACAGCAAUUCAAGUCAGCAUCAGCAACAACAGGCCACAGCAAGACGUGAUAACUGAUUUCCGGGAGAGUGGACACUGCAGUCAAGACUCAAUGCGUGAAGACUCGUUUGUCUCCAGCACAGGAGCCGAUCAGUUCUCAGAAAACGCCACAUUCAGUGGCUCAGACAGUGAGACCCAAGCCCCUGCUUUGCCAUCCCAAUAUUCUGUGGACCAACUCCUAAAUUCCGAUUCAGAGCCACCUCCAUCAUCUCUUGAACUACCAUCCUGUGACGAGCAACCUGGUAUCCAGGCUCCACUUGAAAUCUGCAACAGUACCUCCUCUGAAUUACAUUCGGAGACAACCAUUCUCUCCUUGGUCUGUGAGUCUGUGGAGUCUGUGAAGGAAACACAUGCGACUGAUAUUAAGGAGCGCAGCGUGUCUGUCCAGGAAAUGAAGGGAACAGAUAAUUCAGAGGAACACGACUUGAAAUCUCUUGUGAAUAAAGUCCCUCAGCGUUCUUCCAGCAUCCUCAGCAGGAAAGUGUCCUCAGAUUCACUUUUACACUCACAUUCUUGGAUUUCUGAGGAUGAUAUCUACAAGCCUCAUCUGGAAGAGGUGCCAGACAGUGAUAACGUGUCUCCAUCUGUUCCUACUGAUGAGCUCAGGGCCUCGCAGUCGCCUCCCAGUGUUGUCCAUCGCAGACAAAUGGGGCUGUCCAACCCCUUUCGAGGUUUGCUGAAGCUGGGUCACCUGGAGCGGCGAGGUGCGAUGGGAAUGUGGCGGGAUUACUACUGCGAGCUUUCGCCCUUCGAGUUCCGCCUGUAUCUGAAUGCAGAGGAGAGAAUUUGUUGUGACAACUACUCCCUUUUGCGAUGUGAGGAUGCUCGCAUCACCUCACCAGAGGGCCGCUUUGAGCUGGCCUUUCCCGGGAAACGUUUUCACCUCCGAGCUGCCAAUCGCGAUGAAGCCGAGGACUGGGUCGACCGCAUUGUGGAGGCUGUCAACAAAUGCCGACCAGCAUCACGUGUUAACGAGCAGUGGGAGGUGCUGCAUUCGCUCAGUGAGAAUGGCUUGGAUGAGCGCCCCGUUUCAUCCGCAUCCUCUGCUCCCUCCAGUCCUGAGAUAUGUUCAUCAUCCUCUGAUUCAGCAACAAGUGGAGGACAGGAAGCAACUCCUCCACUGCUAGAAUAUAAUUGGACUCAAACGGCUGAUUUAGAAACAGAUGCUCUUAAAGAGGCUGUUUUAUACUUCUCCACAGAUCCUGAUGCCCGGGCUUGGGCACCUUUGGUCUUCUCCCUGUCUUUGGAAGCCUUGAAAGGCUUUUGGGUACAAGAGGGAAGGAAGUUAUUACGGCUAAACUACCCCAUUCAGGACAUCCGGGACGUGGUUCCUGAUGUCUCUCUGGGAGGACCGGCCUUUUUCAAACUCCUGACUUUGAAGGAGACGCUGAGACUCAGGGCAGAGAACCCAGAGGAAGCUCGCUCUUGGAGGAUUUUAAUCCGUGGAGCUCUGGACUCAUACCUGGAAAGUGGGGAGGAUGGGUUUGCAGAGGAGCCUGCUACAGUUUGGCGCACUGGGCUGACUGAAAAUUUGCACAGACUGGUGCAACACAGACUGAAAGAAGAUGGAGCACUUCUAGUUCAUCUUUGCACAGUUCCAUCAGAGAAAGGGCUGGAUUCUCAAAGCUUCAGAUGCGCAGACUGUCCCCAGCAGAUCGGCCCAUCUCUGGGCAGAGCCAGGUUAUGCGGGUUUUCAGGCCUGUACUACUGUGAGUCGUGCCACAACGGUGACACCACCAUCAUCCCAUCGCGCAUGGUACACAACUGGGAUCUCACGCAGCGAGAGGUGUCAAAGAGAGCUCUACGUCUACUGGUCAAAGUGGAGCAGGAGCCUCUGUUGAACCUGGAGCAGCUGAACCCUGAGCUGGUGAAACACACAGAGUCCAUGGCCCAGGCCCACAACCUGCGGCAGAGGCUCCAUCUGCUGGGUAACUACCUGCUCACCUGCCGCAGCGGAGCCUGUAAGAAACUCCAAGCCAGAAUGGGGCAGCGAACAUAUGUGUUGGAGUCAAGCCACCUGUACAGCGUCAUGGACCUACGUCAGAUAGCAGAGGGUGAAUAUGCAACCUUCCUUAUCAGACUGGUGCAGCGCGCCUCUGAUCAUGUGUUGCACUGUGACCUGUGUACUCAGCGUGGCUUCAUUUGCCAGAUCUGCCACUCUGAUGACAUCCUCUUCCCCUUUCAGUUUGACAGUACCACCAGGUGUAAAGAUUGCAAGGCUGUAUUCCACCAGGCCUGCAAGUCUGCUGAAAGCUCCUGUCCUCGCUGUCUGAGAAUGAAGAAGUACCUGGAGAGGGUUUUGCAGGACUGAGCACUGCAGCCCACUUAAGAUGUCGCCUCUUUUAUGAAGCUGGAUGACUUCUGGUGAAGAAAAAAGUAACACGAAUUCUUGCUUUUACAUAAAGUAACCUCAAGUGCAAUUAUGAUUAAGAUGGGCCUGCUCUUAAGUGACUUUUAAAAGGAAGAGACAGAGGUAAGCGCCUCAGUGUUCCAGUAGUUCCUUGCACUAAUUUAGAGGCAAACAUACUGACGAAGUGCAGCAAAAUGUUACUGACCAGUGAUUUUAAUACCUCUGUGACUUCUGGUUCAGCCAUGACAGAGCAGGGCAGAGGCUUGGCUGCUGACAUGCCUUGUAUUCAUCACAUUUUUACAAUAUUUUUUUAUUCAUCUUGUGUCAAAUACAACAUUCUUAACCAUUGCGUAUACCAGACAUUCUCCAUAUGUCUUGACACGAUAUUCAGCAGUGACGUUUGAACAUAAAAAUGAUUAAAACGGUUCUUUAAAUAAUAAGCAAAUUUUGAUUGUGCCUUCUUUUUAAUUUAAGCUUUACACUAUUUUUCAUGAUGUAUCACUAUUACUGGGCCAAAAUGCAUUGCAUAGCUGUUUAUUUUAAUUACACAUAACAAUCAAAUACAUGAUGCGUUAGAUAUUUGGAUGUAGUAUAAUUAUAAAACGUUGUGGAAUGUCCUUUUUUUAAAGCUAACAAACCAGCUCUGAAAUGUUUGAUUUGAGAGGUUCUGCUCUGUUUUCCUGAACUUGUAAAAAAAUGUUUAUGCUGCUUGUGUGGUGAGACACACUGACAUGAUUCAUAAAUUCACUUAAAGUAAUAAAUAAUACCAAAUGAGGCUAAAUCUUGUUGCAAAUUAUAAUUGUCGGGUAAAUUAUUGGAUUUCAGUGAAUCUGAAGUAAAGAUAUUUUUUGCUUAUUUGCACUUAACUACGACUGUUAAAUGGAUAUUUCGGCUAGAAUGACGCUGUGAUAUCUCCAUGCACAUGAAGUGAUCCCUAAACUAAUAAAUCCAACUGUGUUCCUGGUAUUUUUGUCUUGAAAUUUUGAAUUAACAAGUUUAGUGAGGAAAAUAAUCACAUUUAUUCUUAAAUGAAACUGCCAAGAAGAAAAAUCAUUAAACGUUUACUUGCCGAGGCCAAAUUGAUAUAUAUGCACAACAUAUCAUGCAAGAGGAACACUGAGUCCUGCAGUACUGUUAUUCCUGGUUUGUAUUUAUUUCAUGUCAUGUAUGAUGUAUAGAUGGACCAUACUGAAAUAAAUAUCAGCAUGUUGGA
Melanotaenia boesemani (Boeseman's rainbowfish) is the source of this 4742-nucleotide messenger RNA. RefSeq names its product pleckstrin homology domain containing, family M (with RUN domain) member 1 (gene plekhm1). Bases 221 to 3490 code for a protein of 1089 amino acids. NCBI's taxonomy places the organism in Eukaryota, Metazoa, Chordata, Actinopteri, Atheriniformes, Melanotaeniidae. The record is from RefSeq and is a predicted model, not a curated record. The transcript has 12 exons.